UAGAGUGCAAUCGCCAGAAAUUGCAAAAAGUAAAUUGCGGUAGCAAGCUGCCUUACAAUGCCUGAAGUUCUCCAGAAACUUAAUGAAUCAACGAUACGAGUGCCCUUUGAAACGCCCCGCUUAGCCGAGAUUGCUUACCGCGUGCUUAAAGUUGACCAGGAGCCUCGCCGCAAUUUCGUGAAAAAGACAUUGAGCCUGGAUCAGGAGAGUCUUGUGGUCCAUUUCGAGGCGGAUCAAGUAAAAAACUUACGUACAGCCAUUACUUCGUUCUUUGAGUGCUUGCUUUUGUGUCAGGAUACGAUAAAACAAUUUGACAAUGCCGGAACACAGCCCGGCACCAACUCCGCAUAG
Messenger RNA from Drosophila willistoni, 351 nucleotides. RefSeq names its product EKC/KEOPS complex subunit PCC1 (gene Tcs6). The record is from RefSeq and is a predicted model, not a curated record. NCBI's taxonomy places the organism in Eukaryota, Metazoa, Arthropoda, Insecta, Diptera, Drosophilidae. Gene Ontology annotation, cellular component: EKC/KEOPS complex. The transcript is spliced from 2 exons. The coding region runs from base 58 to 351 and encodes 97 amino acids.